AGAGCAUCUUCUGUCUCUCUCUUCUGUCUCUCUCUCCCGGUCGCUGCCAUGGCUUGCGCCGAGCAGCCUAUCAAAAAGCGUCGGCUGUACGAGUCAAUCCCUGAAUCUCAGCCUCAGCCUCCGCCACCGCAACUGGAAUCCCCAUCUCCUUCUACGGUAGCGAGCUCAUUCCCUGCUCCGGUGACGCCGUCGCCUCCAUCUCAGGAGGAAAUUCAAACGAGAAACAGGAACAGAGAAGAGAUUAGAAGAGUGCAUGACUGCUAUAAGCGUCUUAAAUCUUGUAUUGCUCAGAGAGAUGGCGGCGGCCGCUCUGCGAAUCUUGAGCAAGCUUAUCGCUCUCUCAUCUCCGCUUCCAGAGGUUGUACUAGCGUUAAGCGCCUUGUGGCUGAUCUCCUUCCUCGAUAUUCACUGUACUGCCCUACUGCUAUCGGAGAUGCAAUUCAAGCUGUUAUCGACAUGCAUAACUUUAGCUUGGAAGCUUUAAAGAGAGGACAAGAUGCUGAUGGUAUUGCUUUUCAAACUGCUAAAGCCUGCAUAUUUGGUCUAGUUGACCUAUGUUCUGCUGCUUAUUCAAAGAAAACGUCAUCACCAGGGGCUCGUGAUAUAUGCUCUGCUGUGUUCAGAAAUGUGUUAACCUUCUUUGUGCUGUCCUUUGAGGGGAAAGAUAUUUUCCAGAUAGUUGACAAGAGUGAUUUGGCGGUGCAAGAACCUGACAAAAAAAUUUCUCAGCUGAUGCAAAAACUUUCAGAUGGAAACUCGUUACCUUUGAUGAAACUAUCCCAAUUUCGUGUUUUAGCUUUACUGAAAGUAUUCUUCAACUUCCCUAAAAAAUCAAUUGCCACUUGUUUCGGAUUCUUCAAUUCAUCAUCAACAGAAGAUGUAGCCACGGGGAGGUAUCUCAUUACUCAUAUGACAGAAAAGAUUAAUGAUAGUGAUGCCGCUAGUAAUGAACCUGAAGUAGACGAGAAUUCUGGUCAGACAGGUUCUAACAAUAUAGAGGCUACUGGUAAGAAUGUGGAAGUGUUGAAUGGGGUCCAAGAAGAAUCCAACAGUCUAACGAACUGCUUGUUAGGAAUGGUUAUUAGGAAGAGUCCCUCCACUGGUAGGUGGGCCUUCUUUCAGUAUAAGAAAAUAUGCAGCCUGUCAUCCUUUGUGGAUAUAUCCAGUGCUAUUCCUUCUCUAGAAGAAAUCUUUGGAUAUCUGGGGAAAAAUAUCAAGUUAGAAGAUUGUCAACUGGAGAGUGACGAGGAUGAUUAUGGAAAAUCACUUUCACAUGUGAAACCUCACAGUUCUGCAGAAAAUGAUGUCCGCUCUAGUGCUGGAUCAGUUUAUGAUGCGGGAGGUUCACGAUCAAUGGAUUUUGAGACUGUUGACCAGAGAGACUUGUCAUGUGGUAGAUCUUCAGUCCCAAGGGGAUUAGUAAACCAUCAUACACCGUCUCCUUCUGCAAGAGUUCCUUCAGAUUUAAGGACCAACUCUGCGGAUCGUAGGAACAAUUUUGUUCUUGCAGGAUCACCUGUUUAUCAGGCAGCACCCCAUGUCCCUUCAUCUGGGCAAAUUGUUUGGUAUUUGGAUGGGGACCCCACUGCUUAUGACAUAUAUCCGGCUUCGGGGCAGUUGUGGUUAGGUUAUUUAGGACCAGAUGAAACUGAAGGUCAUCUAAGGUUUCAGCUUGAUAGGUACGGUCCCGUAGACCGUUUCUUUUUUGAUCCAGUGAAAGGAUUUGCCCUAGCGGAAUAUAGAAGUAUAAUUGAUGCAAUCAGAGCUCGUGAAUAUCUGCGAGCGCAAUUUCCUUGGCGCAUUAAAUUUAUGGAUAUAGGCGUUGGUGCAAGGGGAUCUUUGAAUGGAGUAGCAUAUGGUUAUUGUACUCAUUUGUAUAUUGGUAGCAUCAAUAGCCAGUGGGAGAGGGAUGAAAUUGUCCAUGAGUCGCGGCAAGCCCUUUAUAAGGGACCUCGCAUGGUGACUGACCUAUACUAUGAACAUGCCCUUCUGAUGGAGUUUGAUACACCAGAUGAUGCUGCUGUUGUAAUGGCCCAUCUCAGGUUUUUUCGUGGAGAAAAGAGUAAAUUUCACCUGGCAUCAAUCAAUCCUCCUUUGCCUCAUGAAGAUGGAGGAAGUUAUCCAGAGAGGCACCUUCAAGUACCUCCAUCGUCGAAACAGGAUAGUGGAUCAGGGGAUUAUGUGUCCCCCUUAAUGAGUACGGAUAACCAUUGUAAUUCUGUUCCCCGUGGAGCUACAUUUCAGCAAAACUGGCCUGUUUCUGGUAGCACUCUUGUAAAUUCUGCACAAGGAGGAACUCCUCCAUGUGUUCCCAUGCCAGCUCCAGGACAGCCUGCAGUGCCUGCUACUCCAACAUCUCAAAUUCCUCCAUCUCCGUUUGUUCAACAAUCCAUAUACCCUCCUCCAACCAGCUCAUGGGAUACAAGAUCUCUAAUCUCCCCAAGCGGUGAUGCUGUAGCAACAUCUUCACAGAUGCAGGGACCUCCACCGCAGCAGAUUUCAGGUCCAUACAUGCCACCUCCUGUGCUUCCAGUCUCUCAGACACAAGGACCUCAAGUUCAGCAAUAUGAUCAAGUGUACCCACAUCCGCCUGUAGGACACUCAUUACCCUGUGUAAUCCAGCCACCACUACAACAUCAAUCCCAGCCACCGGAACCCUUACCUGAAAUGAUGCCACCUCCGCCUCAAGCUCCACCACCUCCUUUGCCUCACUCACACCCACCUUUGGUUCCUCCUCCCCCUUGUUCAUCAUCAUCGUCCCCACACUUACCUCCAGUGGUCACACAGUUGUCUGGACUAGAGGCCUCCAAACAAAACAUAGGGCAACAUUGGCAGGGUGCUUUGUCGAAAAGUGGAGUUCAUUACUCCACCAUCAUUGCACAGAGACUGGAAUCAGACAUUUGCAAAUAUAUCAUUGCAUCUUCCGAGCCUGUGCAAUGGCCAGUUAAAUUGGAUAUGACCAAGCGCACGGAUAUGAAGCACGUAAAAGCUACUUUUACGAAUACACAACCACACAAAAGGGAGGUCUGUCAGCUAAGUCCCGCAACUUUUAGCGAUAGUAAAGGGCUCCAAGAUUUUAUAUCAUACUUGAAGCAGAGAGAUUGUGCAGGAGUGAUAAAGAUCCCUGCAUCAAGUCCCAUGUGGGCAAGGCAUCUCUUCAUUCUUCCCCACUCGCAAGAGACAUGUUCCUUACUUUCGGUUUCCCCGUCUUCCUCUGAAUGCUUGAUCGGUUUGGUUUUGCCCAAGGAUACAAACGCUGAGUGCUCAUGACAUAUAUCCCCUGGGACAAAGGAGAGUAAAUGAAAGACUUUCAUUGCUUAUGUGCUUAAGGUAGUAGUUCAAAUCACUCUGUAAAUGAACUUACUAGUGUAAUAAUCUCUCUCUUUCUUCUCCCUUUUGAGGGAACCAAUUGUAGAUUUGUUUAAACGAUUUUAGCUGUCGCAUCUUUCUCUAGAUAAAGUCAUAUAAAUUUUGUCAGGUUUUGUGUA
Molecule: messenger RNA, 3488 nt
Organism: Capsella rubella
Lineage: Eukaryota; Viridiplantae; Streptophyta; Magnoliopsida; Brassicales; Brassicaceae
Exons: 8
Coding region: 49-3270 (1073 amino acids)
Molecular function (GO): ubiquitin binding; nucleic acid binding
Source: RefSeq, a predicted model, not a curated record